CCUCUCGCAGUGAGGACUUCCGGGGUCGGUCUGUGACUGUCCUGUGUUUCACCCAACAACAAAAAAACAACAUAUAUAUUUUUUUCCCCCUCUUUUAAAGUUUUCACACUGGAAUUUCUUCAGAGCGGGAGGACGCAUUUUUUUUUAUUACUACGUUUCUGCGAGGACGUCUUGUGACUCGUCAAAAGAUGAACUUCUUCCGAGGAGUGAUGGGUGGGCAGGCGGCCGGGCCGCAGCCCUCUGGAGCGGACACGAUCCAGAAACUGUGCGACAGAGUGGCCUCCUCUACUCUCCUGGAAGAUCGCAGAGAUGCUGUCCGUGCGCUUAAAUCACUCUCUAAGAAAUAUCGCAUGGAGGUUGGCGUGCAGGCAAUGGAUCACUUGAUUAACAUCCUUCAAACUGACAGGUCUGACUCCGAAAUUCUGGGCUACGCUUUGGACACGCUGUACAACAUCAUCUGCAAUGACGAGGAGGAGGAGCAAGAUGAGGCCAACCAGAAGCAGGCGGAUGACUUGGGCGCCAAGUUCACUGAGGCCUUCAUUCAGAAUGCCGAGCACAUCACUCUGCUACUCACCUUGUUGGAGGAGUUUGACUUCCAUGUGCGUUGGCCUGGUGUAAAGUUGCUGACGGCCCUCCUGAAGAGCCAGUGUGUCCCAGUGCAGAGCAUCAUCCUGGUCAGCCCCAUGGGGGUUUCCAGAUUGAUGGACUUGCUGGCGGACUCGAGAGAAGUGAUCCGCAAUGACGGCUUGUUGUUGCUUCAGCAGUUAACUAAAGGCAACGCCGCCAUUCAGAAGAUUGUGGCGUUUGAAAAUGCAUUCGAGCGCCUUCUGGAUAUCAUCACAGAAGAGGGUAGCAGUGAUGGAGGUAUUGUGGUGGAGGACUGUUUGCUGCUGCUCCUCAACCUCCUCAAGAACAACAGCUCCAACCAGAAUUUCUUCAAGGAGGGCUCGUUUAUCCAGAGGAUGAGACCGUGGUUUGAGGUGGGAGACGACAACGCUGGCUGGUCCGCGCAAAAAGUCACCAAUCUCCACGUGAUGCUGGAGCUAGUGCGAGUCAUGGUGUCCCCUGUGAACUCUCCUGGAGCCACGGCCAGCUGUCAGAAGUCCAUGUUCCAGUGUGGUCUACUGCAGCAGCUGUGCACCAUCCUCAUGGCCACCGGUGUGCCGGCGGACAUCCUCACCGAGACCAUCAACACGGUGUCAGAGGUCAUUAGGGGCUCACAGGUCAACCAGGACUACUUUGCAUCAGUCAACGCUCCUUCUAACCCACCAAGACCAGCCAUUGUGGUCCUGCUCAUGUCCAUGGUCAACGAUAGACAGCCGUUUGUGCUUCGCUGUGCCGUCCUCUACUGCUUCCAGUGUUUCCUCUAUAAAAACCAGAAAGGGCAAGGGGAGAUCGUGGCUACACUGCUGCCCUCCACCAUUGACGCCAACUCCAUCUCAGCAGGCCAGCUCUUGUGCGGGGGCCUCUUCUCAGCGGACUCCCUCUCCAACUGGUGUGCCGCGGUGGCCUUGGCUCACGCCCUGCAGGACAACCUCAUACAGAAGGAGCAACUCUUGCGGGUCCAGCUGGCCACCAGCCUGGGCAAGCCUCCCGUCUCUUUGCUGCAGCAGUGCACCAACAUCCUCUCUCAGGGUGAUAAGAUCAGCCGGCGGGGCAGCAAAGUGCAGACGAGGGUGGGCCUUCUCAUGCUGCUCUGCACGUGGAUCAACAACUGUCCCAUCGCCGUCACACACUUUCUACACAAUCAGGAGAACGUUCCCUUUCUAACGGCUCAGAUCUCCGAGAACUUGGGAGAGGAUGAGCGACUUGUGCAGGGCUUGUGCGCGCUGCUGCUGGGCAUCUGCAUUUACUACAACGACAACUCGCUGGAGAACUACACCAAAGAGAAGCUAAAACAGCUGAUAGAGAAGCGCAUCGGGAAGGAGAACUUUGUGGAGAAACUCGGCUUCAUCACCAAGCACGAGCUGUACUCGCGGGCCGGCCAGAAGCCGCAGCCGGUCUUCCUGUCUCCAGUGCAUAUGCUCUUCGACCAUGAGUUCACCAAACUGGUCAAAGAAUUGGAGGGUGUGAUCACCAAGGCAGUCCACAAGUCCAGUGAAGAGGAGAAGAAGGAAGAAGAGGUGAAGAAGACGCUGGAGCAGCAUGACAACAUAGUAACUCAGUACAAAGAGCUGAUCCGAGAGCAGGAUGCCAAGAUUCAAGAGCUGAAAGAGCAGGUGACCACCAUGACGUCCCAAAACGAAGAGAUGCAGACCACGAUGGCCCAGCAGCUGAGCCAGAUUCAGCAGCACAAAGACCAGUACAACAUCCUCAAGCUCAAGCUUGGGAAGGAAAACCAGAGCCAGGCCAACCCUCCUCAGGGAGACGGUUCCCACGUGAACGGGAUGCAGACGGAAGAGGUCUCACAACUUCGAGAGGAGAUGGAGGAGCUCCGCAAUCAAUACGCUCUCCUCCAGACACAACUCAGUGACAAAGAAGUGCUCAUUGAGACUUUGCGAUCUGAAGGGUCCGAGCCAGCAGAGGGCGCCCCAGAAGGCCCAGACAACACAGAACUCUUUAAGGAACUGGAGCUUCUGAGGAGUCAGGUCCAGACCCAGACGGCCGAAAUCAGCCAGCUGAAGACAGAGAACCAGGACUUGCUCAAAAGAGUUGAAACCGGGUCUAUAGAUGCCACCCCGAGUGGAGACGCCUCAGCGGACGCAUCCAACAUGACAGAAAUGGAGAGCAGACUGGCUGCACAAACGUCUGAGAUGGAGAGACUCAAAGAGGAGGUCAGGGGCCUGACGCAGGGUCGGGCACAUCUGGAGCAGCAGGAGGCCUCGGCCACCAGCUCGGUGGCCAUCCUGCAGACGGAGAAAGCCAAGCUCCAAACAGACCUUCAGGAAUCCAAGAAGGAGCAGGACGACCUGCUGAUGCUGCUGGCUGACCAGGACCAGAAGAUCCUCAAUCUCAAACAGAGACUCAAAGACUUGGGACAGACGGUGGAAGAUGAGGACGACCUGGACACCAUGAGGGACCAAACAGAUGAAGACGAGGAGGAAGAUGAGGACGAGGACUAAGACAACUCUGCAGGAACUAUAUAUAAAAAAAAGGACGUGAACGAGAAACGAGGACUUUGAUUAUGAAGCAGGUUUCUCUCCAGCGGCCAUGUUUUCUUCACUUUACUGUCACACAGCACAUGUACACCAUUAGCAACAACAAAGGUCUUUUAAGUAGUCAGUGCGUUCAUCUCGGCUAUUUUUAUCACCACUUGGGAUGACUUGGACUUCUUGUAACGUGUCGUCAUAGUCCAAAGCUGAAACGUAGAAAAAGAAAGGCGUAGCAUCAUUUUUCUCUUUGUUUCAGUAUUUCCCCAACAUCCAUUCAUGUUCCGCUCUGCGAUAUGCUGCAAAAACUGACGGACGAGAUGUACAAAUAAAAGAAAAAAAAAGAAGAUAUUUUUGUCAUCGGGCUUCUGUACGAUAAUGUGUAACUUAAAAUGUUUACGAGCCACGUUGAAAUAAUCUAUUAACGCCUAUGAUGGAGGACUAAUUGUUGGUAAAUUAAAUUUGACUAAAUCA
Nerophis lumbriciformis (worm pipefish) is the source of this 3563-nucleotide messenger RNA. It is a transcript of the gene uso1, whose product is annotated as USO1 vesicle transport factor. NCBI's taxonomy places the organism in Eukaryota, Metazoa, Chordata, Actinopteri, Syngnathiformes, Syngnathidae. Gene Ontology annotation, cellular component: ER to Golgi transport vesicle membrane; cytoplasm; Golgi stack. The record is from RefSeq and is a predicted model, not a curated record. Gene Ontology annotation, biological process: transcytosis; intracellular protein transport; vesicle fusion with Golgi apparatus. Gene Ontology annotation, molecular function: protein binding.